Messenger RNA from Diabrotica balteata, 1338 nucleotides. NCBI's taxonomy places the organism in Eukaryota, Metazoa, Arthropoda, Insecta, Coleoptera, Chrysomelidae. The record is from the annotation of a GenBank genome assembly.
AUGCCAAGAUUUACGGAAAAGGAACAAGUUCUGAUACUUAAAGUACUUAAAUAUUUUGAAUUAGAAAAAGAAGCUGGGCAAACCUUAUUACCACUUUCUGCUGUUCGAGAACGUGUUGCUGAGGCGUUAGGAAUUUCUUUGCCAACAAUAAGACGAUUGGCAAAUGAAGGUGUCCAAAAAGAUUCUGAUUAUUCAAUCACAAUGAGCGAAUCAGUAGCCACGAGUCGUAAACCGACAUUAUUAAUAAAUAAAUACGAACAUGCCAUCAGAAUGUGUGUAUACAGAAUGUUUAGUAAAGGUGAGCAUGUGACUCUUCAUACCUUGAAGCAAAAACUAGAGGAAGUGGAUGGAAUUAAUAUCUCUAUUGCUACACUUAGCAGAGUUUUAAAGGAAUUAAAAUUUAGAUGGGUAAAUUGUAGUGUUGCUAAUAGAAAAUAUUUAAUGGAACAACCACAUGUGACUUUAAAAAGACUUCAGUUCUUAAAAGCCUAUAAGGACAAUGAAACCAAUGUAUACCCUUUAAAACCAGUGUUCUUGGAUGAGACCUGGAUAUUCAGCAAAGGAGGAUUCCGCAAGAGCUGGCAAGAUGGCACUGUUAAUGCAGUCAGGAAGAAGAAUGGAGAAGGUGUACGAUACAUUAUUCUUAAUGCAGGUUCUGAAAAUGGAUUCAUAGAUAACUGUGAAUUGAUUUUCAAAAGUGGAAGUAAAUCUGGUGACUACCAUGAUUCAAUGAAUUCUGAGAAUUUUGAAAAAUGGUUUGAGCAUCAGCUUUUACCAAAUUUAGAAGAACCGUCAUUAAUUAUAAUGGAUAAUGCACCAUACCAUUCAGCUUUAUUGGAAAAAAUACCAAAUGCUAGUUGGGCAAAACAUUCUUUAUUAGAAUGGUUGAAAAACCGACAUAUUAAUUGUUCAAUGACUAUGAUGAAAUUUGAGUUGAUGGAUAUUGUGAAGAAGCAUCUACCAGAAAAAAUAUUUAAAUUGGAUAGACUGGCCCUUCAAUAUGGCCAUCGUGUAUUGAGACUGCCUCCAUAUCAUUGUCAAUUCAAUCCAAUAGAGAAUGUUUGGUCUGACUGCAAAAGGUAUUAUGAUGCCAAUAUAACUUCUGCUGGCGUUACAAAUGAAGCCACAGUAUUAAAUGUGUGGAAAAAAUCUUUACAACAGGUCACACCAGAAAAAUGGAGGAAAUAUGUUAGGCAUGCAGAAAGCCUCAUUAAUGAAUAUUGGGAGACAGCCAAAAUAAUCGACACAAACCACAUAUCUCCUAUAGUCAUUGAUUUAAAUGAAUGGGAUUGUGCUUCUUCAGAUGAUGACUUUGUGGAAAUGCCAGAACUAAACUGA